Messenger RNA from Centruroides sculpturatus (bark scorpion), 729 nucleotides. RefSeq lists its product as uncharacterized. The transcript has a single exon. Lineage: Eukaryota; Metazoa; Arthropoda; Arachnida; Scorpiones; Buthidae. Bases 1 to 729 code for a protein of 242 amino acids. The record is from RefSeq and is a predicted model, not a curated record.
AUGUAUCCGUCCAUUAAACGCAACAGAAUAUUAGCUACAUUAAAAACCCAAAACUGUCAGCAAUGGAUCAUAGAUAUGGUAACUCUUGUGUUGGAAAAUAAUUAUUUUGUCAGCCAAAAAAGAUUCUUUAGACAAUGCGAUGGUAUCCCCAUGGGCUCAAUAAUAGGACCAAUCCUUGCUGAAUUAAGUAUGUGCAAUAUCGAUCAUGACGUUGUCAAUAUCAAGGGUAUAAUAGAACUGUACCGUUACGUCGACGACUGUUUUCUCAUAUAUGAUGACAACAUCAUACAGGCGGAUAAAAUUCUGGAACACGUAAAUAAAAUAGAUAAUGACAUUAAAUUUGACUUAGAACCUGAAUGCAACUGUCAGUUACCAUUCUUAGACAUUCUCGUCACGAGACACAAAGACAAAACAACCUUUAAAAAAUAUAAAAAACCUUGUACUAUUGACAGCGUCAUACACUUUACAUCUGAAGUACCAACUUAUAUAAAAAAGAAUACUUUCUACAUGUACUUGGAUAAAAUUAUGCAACGUACCACAUAUGAUACCGAUAUAUCCAAUGAAAUCGAAGACAUCAUAAAAACAUACUUAUUGAACGGUUAUAGCAAGCGCAUGAUUAGUAACUGGCUUAAUAAAAAAUAUGUUAAUGCACACAAACAACCAAUUGACAGUACUGCUUAUAAAUUCCUUACGUUACGAAUAUUUUUGAAAGAAUCAAAAGUAAAUUAG